UUGAGUGGCUGCAGUUAGCUUGAUCGGUUCGAGCGAAGUCAUCGGGACCGAAGAAGACUUUACCGCCGCCGCUGCCGCUGCCUCCCUCUGCCCGGCUUUCACCGGAGGAUUUUUACGGGAUAACAAAGAAGUUCUUCGGCUAUUUAGCGGAUUUUAACGGCUGUGGAUUCUCCCGGUACUUUUCUCCUUUCUCCAAGCGGCGGGCGGACUGUUCGCUGUCCCGCAGGCUGGAGGCUAGCGUCGGUUACUGCGGCUAAACAUGGUGGCCUGUAGGCACGGAGAGGAGCCGAGCCCCAGCUCUGCGGGUUUGGGGGUGUUUUAAAGGAACGCGAGGGCGUUUUGGUUGCUGCUCCACCCUUUUCUAAGUCUGCGCUUUGUUAAUCUGGAGGUUUCUACUGGGCUCCCCGUGUGUUUCCGUUAAACCCGAGCAGCAAGACCACCGGCGGCAGCAGGACCCCGUCCGUGUUCGGCGGAGCGUGGAUAAUCAUCCCGAAAAAGUUCUUCCAGGCCGCCUCAAAGUUUGCCAUCGGACCUGGGAAACUCCAGACCGUCCUGGACACUCCUCCAGCUGCUGUGUUUACGUUACGGAUGCUUUGAGGCUCUCACACCGGGAUGAAUUGUUGCACAAGUGCAGCCUGAUGAAACAGUUUGUUUUACCCCCUUCCUCCUCCUCCUGUUCAGGGUCUGAUUGUUAAUCUGAGGAUUAUUAUGGAUUGUUACCAUGGCCUAAUCCAACCGGACUCUGAAUUUGGGGACUAACUGCAGAUGUAGAGGCUGACUGUGAUGGUGAUGAUGAUGGUAUCUCUUCGCGAUGAUUCUGAGUAGAGAGGAGUUCAUUACAUGGAGACUCGCCUGACAUGCCGAGGAAGGAGUUGCCACUACCUGACGGUUGGGAGGAAGCCAGAGACUUUGAUGGCAAAGUUUACUACAUUGACCACAUUAACCAGUGCACGAGCUGGAUCGACCCCAGAGACAGGCAGACGAAGCCUCUGACGUUCGCCGACUGCAUCGGGGACGAGCUGCCGGUUGGCUGGGAGGAGGCGUACGACCCCGUCGUCGGAGCGUACUAUGUCGACCACAACACCAAGAGCACCCAGCUGGAGGACCCGCGGGCCCAGUGGCAGCGGGAGCAGGAGGCCAUGCUGCGGGACUACCUGGCCGUGGCCAGUGAUGCGCUCAGCGCCCAGAAGGAGAUCUACCAGGUGAAGGAGCAGAGGCUCCGCCUGGCACAGCAGGAGUACCGCCAGCUCAACGACGCGUGGAGGGACAAGUCCACGUCGCAGACGAGCUUGAAUUCCAGAUCGUCCUCUUCCAGCAAAUAUGACCCGGACAUCCUCAAAGCAGAGAUAGCCACGGCCAAAAGUCGGGUGAACAAACUGAAGCGGGACCUGGCCUGUAUGAAGCAGGAGCUGCUGUACAAAGAGCAAGGCUUCGAGACGCUCAAACAGAUCGACCAGAAGGUGUCCAACAGCCCGUCCGGUUACAGACUGCAGGAGGCCCAGGCCAUCCUCAGCGAGGUGCGCUCCAUCCGUGACGCCAUCAGCUCCGGGGAGAAGGAGAAGCAGGAGCUCAUGCAGAAACUGGCGGUGCUGAAGGACGGCUUCCGGCUGGACUCGGGCUCGCAGCAGGAGCUGUGGGGCAGCAGCACCUCGCUCGCCAACUCUGAGCUGUCCAUCCCGCGGCUCUACUCCGACGCCAGCUCGCAGACCGACAUCCCCGCCGAGUUCAUGACCAGCAGCAACAAACUGGCCGAGAAGGUUCGUGUGAGCCUGAAGUACGAGGAGGCCAAGAGAAGGAUCGCCACCAUUGAGGUGCAGAUCGCCAAACUGGACAGCGAGGCGUGGCCGGGGCUGCUGGACCCAGAGCGGGACCGCCUCAUUCUCAUCAACGAGAAGGAGGAGCUUCUGAAGGAGCUGCAGUAUGUUAGCCCGCGGCAGCGGCUCCAGCCCAACGACGCCGAGAAGCUGGAGUCCGAGAAGAAGCGGCUGGAACGAGACCUGCAGGCCGCCAGAGACAACCAGAGCAAGGCGCUGACCGAAAGGCUUCGUCUUCACUGCAAGAGGAACAAGCUGGUGAGAGAGCUGGAGGAGAACGUUCGCCUCGCCACCAUGCUGCACACGCAGCUCAAGAGCCUGUCGGCCAGCACCCUCUCCUGUUCGUCCGGCAGCAGUCGAGGCUCUCUGACCUCCAGCCGCGGCUCGCUGGCCACCACCUCCAGCCUUGGCUCCACCUCCUCCCUCAGCUUCACCGACAUCUACCUGGAGCAGCCGGAGCUUGCCGACCCGGACUUCCAGAACAAGCUGGACAGCCUCCUGCAGGAGGGCGUCCAGGGGGGCUACCGGCCCUCCAGCUCCAUCACCACCAUCCACGAGCACGAGGUGGUGACCGGCAGCGGCGCGAGAGAUGCCGGGAGACCCCAGAGCAAGGCAGGAGGCACCGGAGGAGACGCUGGAGGAGGCACAGGGGCUGGCGUGGGGGCGGAGCCGUCCAGGAUCCAGGCCCUCAGACUGUCAGAAACCCCCCGCUCAAUGAACUCCUUAUCCCCGCGCUCGUCUCUCUCCUCACUGUCUCCGCCGUGCUCGCCCCUGGUCACGGACGCUAGCUUCCUGUCAGGCGAGACGUUCGCGGGCCCGUCAGGGGGCUCCGGGUUGGGGCUCGACCUGGAGCUCCACAGCAGGCUGGCCGAGCUGGAGCUCAGGCUGGACUCUGAGGAGGAGCGUCAGGAGGAGCACGGCGGUCCGGAGGAGAAGCAGAACCACCAUGGCGGGCUGUGCGAGGAGGUCAAAGGCUCAGCUUCGGAGCUGCGAGGGGCGGGGCCAAAGAAAAUGGGCGUUACCUCGGCCGUGUCUGACGAGUCGGUCGCUGGCGACAGUGGUGUGUACGAACCGUCAGAGCGCAAACCCGGCCUCCCCGCCGACCUCCUGCUGAGCUCCUACGAGGACCGGCUGGCGCCCGGCUGCCCUCAGGUGCAGCUCGGCUUCCGUUACGAGGCCAGAGACCGGCGCUUCACCGUCUACGUCAUGCAGCUGUCCAACUGCAGCGCCCUCUGUCUGCCGACCGACCAGAAAAUGUAUGUACGCGUGGCGGUGCUUCCCUGCAUGGAGGCCACUCGCUGCCUCUUCCGAACACGCAGCUCGCCACCUCGAGACGCCGUGGAGUUCAACGAGGUGUUCGGCAUGCAGAUUUCCCACAGUUCACUGCGGCAGAAGACCCUGAGGGUGGACGUGUGCGACACCAGCAAGUCGGGCCACGAAGAGUGUCUGGCGGGAGCUCAGAUCAGCCUCGCUGAUGUCAGCUGUUCGGAGGAGAAGUGCACCAAGUGGUACAACCUGCUGAGUCGUGUCUACCUGCCCGAGGUCAGCAGAAGCCCGACUCGCGUUUCCAGUGGCGACCGAGCCGGAGCGCCCGAGGAUGACGAGUGCGAGCCUCGUGUUCAGUCUGAGGAAGAUGAUGGUGGCAUAGCGAGCAUGGCGAGCCUCUGGAGGCGGACGUGUUCGAUGACGACGAAGGCACGGCGUGGAGGGGCGGGGCCUCUGGAGGAAGAGGAUGAGUUUUAUCCCGAGAGCAGCCAAUGGGAAGCGGAGGAGGAGAAAGAUGAGGAGAAGGGGACCAAACCCCCUCCUCUUCCGACGGCGGUGGCGGCAGCAGCCACCAUCACAGAGAAGGUGAACAAGGAGACGAGCAUGGACAGCCUGCCGUUGCUGCAUCACUGCUCCGUGGUUCGGCCCAAAGAGCGGCGCCCGGACGUCCGCCAGCAGAACCCCUUCAUGAGGGGCAACACCAUCAUCCGGUCCAAGACCUUCUCGCCCGGACCUCAGAGCCAGUACAUCUGCAGGAUUAACCGCAGUGACAGCGACAGCUCCACGCUCUCCAAGAAGUCCCCGUUUGUCAGAAACGCCUCCGAGAGACGCAGCAUGCGCAUGAAGAGGCCUCCUGUACCCGUUAAAGGUCUAGACGGGCUGCUGCGGACCUCCCUGGACCUGGAGUUGGACCUGCAGGUGUCCCGGACGCGGCAGGCCCGGCUGGCGCAGGAGCUGCGGGUGCUGCGGGAGCUGAAGACGCAGCUGGAGAAGGCGAGGCAGCAGGGCCAGAAAGAGCUGCCCGCCUGGGUCCAAGAAGACGAACGCUUCCGGCUGCUCCUCAGGCAGGCCGAGAAACAGACUCGGGAGGAGCAGCAGCAGGAGAAGCGGGUGGAGAAAAUGAUGAAGGCCGCAGCCAAGGACGUUCACAAGAUCAGAGGCCAGAGCCGCAAAGAGGUCCCCGAGGUGCAGACCUUCAGAGAGAAGAUGGCGUUCUUCACGCGAGCGAAGACCUGCAUCCCUGACCUGCCUGCCGACGACGUGUAGAGAAGCAUUUCAAAGUAUUUUCCCUCCGGUGUCGUUCCCUGCUGUUCCUUCCCCGACGAAGCAAACGUCUGGCGGUAUUAUGAAGAAUUAAAAUAAAUAAUAAUAAUAACACUGAUGAUAAUAAUAAGUAGGAAAAAACCUUUGAAACUGUGGAGAGAGUAAUUUUAAAGAGCUCAGCAUUUCUAAUGUGGAUAGUCUUUGUUUGUAAAUUAGCGAUAGCACUGCUGGAGCUUUUGUUUUUGUCCUUUUUUAUUCUCGUUUCCACUUUUCUGUUUUUGUUUCUGUUACUAACCGGCUGUUCUUAGACUCGUAGGUGUUUAAAAUCAUUCCAGCACAGAAUCAUACGGUCACACAUGAGCAUACGAAGACUUUUGUACUGAAAAUGGCACAAAAUCAAAAAUGGUACUCAAAGGAAAAUUCAGCUACAGCUUAAAGAUAUUUAAUAUUGACCUUCAGAUGAUGUGGGAUUUGUUUUGUUUUUUUAUUAUUAGAGUAUUUUCUGAGCAGACAAACAGCACAGUGUUUAAUUUUUUUUAAUUUGUUUUUAAAUGCAGCUCUCCCUACACAACAACAGUGAAACACUAAAACAUGUUUGUGCAUACGAAUCACCGCAGUCGCCGCAGGUCGUUGGAGAUCCGUCGGAGUUAUAAUCCUUAAGAUUUUUAAUCCAGGUCGGGUUUAUUUUCUACACAGACGUGAAAUUUCUGCUGGUUAAAUGAAUAAGAACAAAAAACAAGCAGCUGUGUCUUAGAGCGGGGCAGCUACAACUCCCAGGAUGCAUUUCAACAGGAAGCAUCCAGUCAGAUUCAUUUUGAGGAGAAGCUAAAGAUUAAGUAAAGAUUAAAUAGCCUCAGAUUAUAUCCCGUCCAUGUCAUGAUCAUGUCCAGUCAUAAUUCAUGUGCCUGUUUAAACCUUAAAGAUACUUUUGAGUUUUUUAUGGCCCAGUGUGGAUUAAAAAGUGACAGAAAUAAGUUUUUCAAACUACUGCGCUGUUAAACUGUAAGGAGGGCGUAGUAAACUCCAGAGGCCAAAAAGACAACUAAUCACAUGUUAUGGCUCAUUUAUAAAGAGAUUUAAGUCACUAAAUCUACAGUUUAUUGUAAAAUGAGGCACUUAGAAGUGGAGCAAAGAGAGCCAAACUGCAGCAUCUGUGUUCAGCUAAUUCUGCAGUUCUUUAGGUUUCCUGUGUGAUCCAUACAGACUUUAUUAUUAUUCAUCCAUCACUGAAGAAAUUCACCUCUCACAGCAGCGCAAGGGUCAGGAAGAAAAAGCGAAUUAGAGAUUAAUACACAAAAAUACUGUACAGGAGUAACUGAUACCAUGUACAAAUGGUACUGUAAACAGUGAAACGGACUAAAAUACACUAGAAGACUGGAAGACGGCAACAUUUUGCAACAUUCUGUCCAAACACAUUUUUUUUAGCCCUUAGUUCUGUAUGAUGUCAUACAGAGGGGAUUUUUAAUAUGGCCAUCUCAGGCUCCACCCAAUCAAAAGAAAGCCUUCCUUAAAGGGGAGGGGCUAAAACAGCUUCCUUCACAGAGAGGAUUAACUGAGGGGCUGCACCAAGGUCCAGUCUGCCAUAAAGAAGGAUUAUUUUGAACUGUUAUUAAUGCAUAGCUGCUCUCUGCGAGCCGAAGAGUUAAAAAUAAGCUGCCACGCUUACUGCCAAACUGACCCUAGACUGAAAUCUUAAGGAUUAUAGCGCCGUCAUCUUCAAACACUGGCACAAACUGUAAGUUUUCUGUAAACUGAGCGACGUCGUGCUGACGGCUCAGGUGUGCGUAGCACGUCAGCAUGCCUGCACGACAGCAGCUCCGAGGAGACGUGUCACUCUGAGCGUAAUCCGUAAUCAUCGUCUCUCGUCACACAAACACAUCGGUGUAGAAACAGCACUAACUCACACUAACACUCAGGUAGUCGAUCGGGUAGUCUGCACUUUAAGAAACUUGAGGUAGAAGUUUGAACAAAGAAAAACUUGAUGUGGGUUUUUGGAAAGUUAAACGUCUGGAAACCUUUGCCUCACGCUGGAACGAUUUCUGAUUGUCGAAACAGGAAGUGAUCUCAAACGCAUUUCUGAUGACUGUGAACUUGUUAUUGAUCGCAUGAUUGUUUGACUGGAAGCGACUGAAAAAAAAACUGAGUCGUCAGCCAAUAGGAAGACAGAAGUCCAGCUUUGCUUCGUAAGCUCCUGCGCUUCUCUCUGAUUGGCUGAUCAGUUUUUGCAGUUUUAAUUUCAGACUUCCUGCCCUCACGUUUCCACCUGUAACUGGAUGUUUGUGAAGCAUUCACUUCUAUUAGAACUGGACCUUCUGCACUUAAAACUGUUGGAUGGCGUUAGUGUGGUGCCCCAGCAAAACUCAGCAUAUCGUCUUUUAUUCCCCAGCUGGUGAUUUAAACAGUUUUUCUGCUUGUUUCAGUCUGUUUGAAGCUCUGAAAACCAGCAGAAAGACACAUUUGAUCAAACUUAUUGAAGCAUUGAGCAGCUAAAGAGCCUCAGGAGUUGGUAAAUAUUAGAAAAACCACACUCCCAAAGACUCCUGACACGUUCUAUAUAAACUGAUGUUUAAUGUAGUGUUUACAUAAACAGGCAAAAAGAAAUCUGGCACAAGAAAUUUUCAUUUUUCAGCACCGUAAGCAGCAGGAACCAAAAGAAAUCAAAUCUUUCCUGACAUCUACUGCAGGCAUUUGGUAAAGUAGCUAAUGAUGGUGCCUUUUAGAAGUAAAAGCGUUAAAAAAGUAAAUAAUAAUAAAGUGAUGGUAUUGAGUCAAUGUAAAGGGAACAUCAAAAAGUAAUUCUAAACCUGAUUUAAUUGAUAAAUUGUGGAUAAUUGCUGUAUCCACCUGUUUGAUGAAUAUGUGGAGGAUUGAAUGUGCCAAAAUAAACAAAAUAUGUGACUGAGUGAAUAAUAAAAUGACAUUAAAUGUUCAAAAAAAUAAAUGCAUGUAGGUAUUUAUUAAUUUAUAAAAUGUGACAUGAGUUAAUAUUUUUAAAUUAAUUUUUUGCAGAAAUACAGGGAAGGUCAGUAAACAGAUAUUUGUCCUACAUUUUAUAAUUGAAUGCCUUUAAUGUUGAAGAAUUUUGUUGUUUUUUACAUUUGUAAUUUAUUUAUUAAUUUGUUUGCUGUUCCAUUAUUAUUUUGGCAGUUUUGAUCCUCCAUACAGGCGUGUGUCAGGAAGUCUUCUCCAAAAUAAUGAUAAUUAUUAUUAUAAUAAAAAGUGGAAAAUUCUUCACAUGGAAAACAUUUAACAUGAAUUCUAGAUUAUUAUUACAAAAUGUUGGAUUAUAAACUACCUGCUGAACAUGGAGCGGGAAGCAGAUGAUUUAUUCAGGAGGUGGUGGAGACCAAAAAUGGAGCUAAAAAUGAACGCUGGGCCUUGAUUGGUUACUAAAGUGCCUGUGACUGCCUGAUGUUGUCACUCUGUAGCUGCUGAAUCCAGAAAUAAGCGGCUGUCUAUUGAAUAUCCGACUUUCCUUCUUGCUGGGCCACCAGGCUGAUGGUGUCGGUGCGUUUUGUUCUUCGUGUUUCCAUUCCCCGUGUAAAGAAGAACAUAGCUGACGAAAACCAAGCUGCUGCUGCUGCUGUCAUUCCAGAUGUUUCUCUCUUCUUCUUCUUUUUUUAACUCUGUGUAGAGAAACAGCAGCUCUAGAAAAUGAUUGAGUUUUUUUUAUUGUCCAUUUUGACCGUUUACCUUGUUAGUCAUCUCCACUUCCUGUUGCUUCCCAGUCUCUGUGAGUGUUUUCAGUCCUCAUUAAAGCGCCAGAUAGUCCCACCACAUCCAGGUAGGAGUAGAUAUAUUUUUCUAGAAUGUACAUUUAAAAAAGGUAAUAAGAUUGAAAUAACGAGACACUAAUGACUUCUUAAAGAGCCUCGGUAGGACGUGAAUCUGACACAAUCGCCCGACAUCAGUGUGAACAGUCAGUGAAAAAGACCAAAACCAAAGAUUUAAAAGCUGAUCCCCGUCCUCUGACGUAAAACGAUUCAAAUUCCUUCAUCACAAGGUGUUUUUGUAAUUUUACCCUCUGCUACGGCACGACAGAAAAUCAGACGCUGGAAAUAGUGAGCUGCUAGCAUGUGGUGCUAAAGCUAAGCUAACACCUGCCAGUCAAUCUUACCAUUCUGAAACUUCCCUUGGUUUACUCUCAGACUGCUGAUGUCACCGUAAAGAUGCAGCCAGAGGUUUUUUUUCUUUUUAAGGUACUUGAUGUGAAUUUCAGGGUUUAAAAAAAUACUGUAAAUGUUCCAAAAUUAACUAAAGAGAAUAUGAAGAAACGGCUGCUUUGACCUGAUCUGCACACUGAGCUUUUUUAUCAUUGAAAUAAGGCCUGUAUUUUCAUGUAAUACCAGUUUGGACCACAGGAUGGCACACCGAGUCAUUACAGUGAGUGUCCAGGAAAAGACAAAGCCUCCUGAGCGACAGGGAAAUAUAAACAACUGGAUCUGAAAAAGGCUCAACUCAUUCAGCAAACACUGCCCCCUGGUGGUGAACAUUUUAGUUAGUCUGCAGAGGGGAAUUACAAAAAGUACCUUUUAACCGUACACUUGCUCAUCAGACCACUUUGUGAGCUUUUGCAUGUUUUUUUCACCGUGUCUGGUGUAUCUUUUUUUAAAAUCAAAAAAAGUUGGUAAUGAAAAAUGCGUCGUUGUUCUCCGAGAGCAGAUCAGCUGGUAGAUUCCAGUUUGUACCGACUGUUCGGACUGAGAACUGAACAAACGUUAUGGAGUCGGGCGUGCGCCUGCAGGGCGAGCAGUGGGUUCACUUCAGCUGUGGAGGUGUUUUUGUUUAAUGUCCAAACGAGCCGCCGUCGCUGGGUGUGUAAGAAGACUUGGAGGAACUUUGAUUUUUUUAAUAUUAGCCGUUUUUUUUUCGUCCUCUGUGUACUCGAGUAGAUUGGAGCCAUAGGAAUCCAGCGGUUAACCUCUGAUUAAAAAAGAGUCGUUUAUAUGAAACAUCUGGAUGAAGCAAUGUAGGUUUUUUUUAAAAAAACAAAUGCUGUUAGCCACAAAUGAUUCUUCUUCAUCACGUAGGCAAAUCUUUGUUUUUUUGUGCUUUUAUGUUUAUUUUAUCUGAUGAAUCUGUUCAAACCUGGUGAUGUGUUUGCAGGCGGCUACGAGAAACACACUGCAUGUAUUUAUUGCACUUCUGUGAUUUUUUUUUUUUUGAAGGGGGGGGGGGGUUUGAGUUUUUUUUUUUCCAUUUUAUCAUAAGAGUCCUGAAAAGCUGUGAAUUUUAUUCUCAGACACUGUACUGUCGACCAGAGUUGUAAAUAUUUCACCAGCACAAAAAACAAACGAUAUGUUUUGUAGUUUCACAACAAAUAAAAAAGUUCUUCUCUUCUA
Molecule: messenger RNA, 9685 nt
Organism: Oreochromis niloticus (Nile tilapia)
Lineage: Eukaryota; Metazoa; Chordata; Actinopteri; Cichliformes; Cichlidae
Gene: wwc1
Product: WW and C2 domain containing 1
Exons: 23
Coding region: 858-4346 (1162 amino acids)
Biological process (GO): regulation of hippo signaling; regulation of DNA-templated transcription; negative regulation of organ growth
Cellular component (GO): cytoplasm
Molecular function (GO): kinase binding; molecular adaptor activity
Source: RefSeq, a predicted model, not a curated record